GCACGCUGGGAGCAGCCAUGGCGGACGGUCCGGUGGCGGAGGUGCUGCUGCGGCAGCUGGCGGCGGCCGAUGGCGGCCUGGACAGCGCGGAGCUGGCGGCUAAGCUGGGCGUGGAGCACCAGGCGGUGGUGGGCGCCGUGAAGAGCCUGCAAGCGCUGGGAGAGAUCAUUGAGGCCGAGCUGCGGUCCACUAAGUGCUGGGAGCUCACCGCAGAGGGCGAGGAGAUUGCCCGGGAGGGCAGCCAUGAGGCCCGGGUGUUUGGUAGCAUCCCCCCGGAGGGCCUGGCCCAGAGCGAGCUCAUGCGACUGCCCAGCGGCAAGGUGGGCUUCAGCAAGGCCAUGUCCAACAAGUGGAUCCGCGUGGAUAAGAGUACAGCUGACGGGCCCCGGGUGUUCCGAGUGGUGGACAGCGUGGAGGACGAGGUACAGCGGCGGCUCCAGCUGGUCCAGGGUGGGCAGGCGGAGAAGCUGGGUGAGAAGGAAAGGAGCGAGCUCAGGAAGAGGAAACUGCUGACCGAAGUGACCCUGAAGACCUACUGGGUGAGCAAAGGCAGUGCCUUCAGCACCAGCAUCUCCAAGCAGGAGACGGAGCUGAGCCCAGAGAUGAUCUCCAGCGGCUCCUGGCGGGACCGGCCCUUCAAGCCGUACAACUUCUUGGCCCACGGCGUCCUCCCAGACAGCGGCCACCUGCACCCUCUGCUCAAGGUCCGCACGCAGUUCCGGCAGAUCUUCCUGGAGAUGGGGUUCACGGAGAUGCCGACCGACAACUUCAUUGAGAGCUCCUUCUGGAACUUUGACGCCCUUUUCCAGCCCCAGCAACACCCAGCACGUGACCAACACGACACCUUCUUCCUUCGAGAUCCGGCCGAGGCCCUGCAGCUUCCAAUGGACUACGUCCAGCGGGUCAAGCGGACCCACUCUCAGGGCGGCUACGGCUCACAGGGGUACAAGUACAACUGGAAGCUGGAAGAGGCCCGGAAGACGGUGCUGCGCACACACACCACGUCGGCCAGCGCCCGCGCCCUCUACCGCCUGGCCCAGAAGAAACCCUUUACGCCAGCCAAGUACUUCUCCAUUGAUCGCGUGUUCCGAAACGAGACCCUGGAUGCCACACACCUGGCCGAGUUCCACCAGAUCGAGGGCGUGGUGGCUGACCAUGGCCUCACCCUAGGCCACCUCAUGGGCGUCCUGCGGGAGUUCUUCACGAAGCUGGGGAUCACCCAGCUGCGCUUCAAGCCGGCCUACAACCCCUACACGGAGCCCAGCAUGGAGGUGUUCAGCUACCACCAAGGCCUGAAAAAGUGGGUGGAAGUCGGGAAUUCUGGGCUCUUCCGCCCCGAGAUGCUGCUGCCCAUGGGGCUCCCCGAAAACGUGUCCGUCAUUGCGUGGGGCCUCUCCCUGGAGCGCCCGACGAUGAUCAAGUACGGCAUCAACAACAUCCGGGAGCUGGUGGGCCACAAGGUGAACCUGCAGAUGGUGUACGACAGCCCCUUGUGUCGCCUGGAUGCUGACCCGGGGCCCCCGCGGACACAGGGCACCGCAUGACACAGACCGCCCUGGGACAGCCCGCCGUUGCCAAGCCCCUGCUGUCCAGCCCCUUUGCAUCCCUGCCAGUGACGCCCUUGUAUUUAUAAGGCCUCUAUGAGGCCAUCCCCCCCACCCCUGGUAGCUCCUCUUCCCCGCCUGCCCCACGGCCCCAGGGGCGGGGGAGCGGGCAGCAGGUUCGAUCUAAGGAGGUGGGCCCUAGGGAGCCCUGCAGGCAGCUGCUGGCUAAUAAAGUGGGCAGUUGUCCUCAGAC
Messenger RNA from Hyaena hyaena (striped hyena), 1797 nucleotides. RefSeq names its product phenylalanyl-tRNA synthetase subunit alpha (gene FARSA). Gene Ontology annotation, biological process: phenylalanyl-tRNA aminoacylation. Bases 18 to 1544 code for a protein of 508 amino acids. The record is from RefSeq and is a predicted model, not a curated record. Lineage: Eukaryota; Metazoa; Chordata; Mammalia; Carnivora; Hyaenidae. The transcript has 13 exons. Gene Ontology annotation, cellular component: cytoplasm; cytosol; phenylalanine-tRNA ligase complex. Gene Ontology annotation, molecular function: phenylalanine-tRNA ligase activity; ATP binding; tRNA binding.